AAAAAUAAAUUGCAAUCCCCAUAUUGAAUAUUGCAAAAAGAUUCAAUAUAAGGUCCUGCAAUUAAAGUGUUCCCCAAGACACCAAAACAAUCUCUUCAUCAGCAAAGUAUACCGGAAAAUAUCGAAUCAUUUUCUAAUCAGUUUACGAUGUCGAUCUUCGAGUACAAUGGAAGUGCUUUAGUGGCUAUGGUUGGGAAAAACUGUUUCGCUAUUGCCAGUGACCGGCGGCUUGGUGUACAGCUGCAAACGAUUGCUACUGAUUUCCAAAGAAUUUAUAAAAUACAUGACAAGCUUUUUAUUGGCCUUUCUGGCCUCGGUACUGAUGCCCAAACCCUGUAUCAAAGGCUUGUCUUCCGUCACAAGCUAUAUGAGCUUAGAGAAGAGAGGGAUAUGAAGCCUGAAACUUUUGCCAGCCUUGUAUCUGCUAUUCUUUAUGAGAAAAGGUUUGGUCCAUACUUUUGCCAACCUGUAAUUGCUGGAUUAGGAGACGAUGACAAACCUUUUAUUUGCACAAUGGAUGCUAUCGGAGCAAAGGAGCUUGCAAAAGAUUUUGUUGUUGCUGGCACUGCAUCUGAAUCACUAUAUGGUGCCUGUGAGGCCAUGUUCAAACCUGACCUGGAACCAGAAGAAUUGUUUGAGACCAUCUCUCAGGCACUUUUGUCAUCAGUGGACCGUGACUGUUUAAGUGGUUGGGGAGGACAUGUUUAUGUUGUUACACCAACUGAAGUGACAGAGAAGAUCUUGAAGGGAAGGAUGGACUAAACACUUGUAGGUGCUAUACUUGUUCAACAUUGCACUCACUGGGAGGACAUUUCACUUUCAUUGAUGAAUACUCCACAUUUCAGAUUUGAUACUAUCGUAUUCGCUUCUCUCCAGGAUUGUUAUUUAUAUAUUCAGUGGUUGGUCACUAAUGAAUGUGAACAUUCUAGUUAGUUGACAAUUAGCUAUUUGAGCUUUCUAACGGAUUUACUUUACAUUGUGCCGGCGUAGCGUGUGUCAGUUGGGCCGGUGGGGAGGAUUCGCCACCCAAAUGGUCAACCUUCUACAUCCUGUCCCACUCGACCACCAAAAUAUGGUGUGACGAGGAUAGAUUUAGUUCUCUAUAGAGCACUUACUCUGCCUUCCUACUGUUGGAAUUAAUUUUUAUUUUUAUUUUUUUGGUCGA
This is a messenger RNA of Nicotiana tabacum (common tobacco), 1165 nucleotides long. Its product is annotated as proteasome subunit beta type-3-A. NCBI's taxonomy places the organism in Eukaryota, Viridiplantae, Streptophyta, Magnoliopsida, Solanales, Solanaceae. The record is from RefSeq and is a predicted model, not a curated record. Gene Ontology annotation, cellular component: proteasome core complex; cytoplasm; proteasome core complex, beta-subunit complex. Gene Ontology annotation, biological process: proteasome-mediated ubiquitin-dependent protein catabolic process.